Messenger RNA from Volvox carteri f. nagariensis, 1261 nucleotides. RefSeq lists its product as uncharacterized. Lineage: Eukaryota; Viridiplantae; Chlorophyta; Chlorophyceae; Chlamydomonadales; Volvocaceae. The coding region runs from base 16 to 762 and encodes 248 amino acids. The record is from RefSeq and is a predicted model, not a curated record. The transcript is spliced from 4 exons.
AGGAGCGCCUUUGACAUGGCGACUCUCAUUCAGCGGCAGUGGCGACAGCGGGCUCAGACGGCGGUGCGGCGGGCAGUGACGACAGCUAAGGAGGCGCGGAGCCGCUUUCAGGCUUUGAGUGACGGUGGCGACACGGCGGUUUCCGACCUCGCCAACAUCACGUUACAGCUUAGCCACCUCCCGGCGCUGCGCCUGCCGGAUUCCGUGGCGGAUCUGCGGCCCGACGUGCGGGCGGCGGCGGCGGCCAAGCUGGUACGGCAGCUGGCGGUGCUGGUGACCGGACUGAUGGAGGGUGUACGGCAGUUGGGAUCGUGUGUAGAGAUGCUGGCUGGGGCACUGGCCUGCCUUGACGAGGUACCCCAGGAGGAGCCCUGGGCGCGCACCACCGCCGUCUUCCACACAAUGCCGCUCCCAAGUAUAAGACAGCUGCUGGCGAAAGUGUGCAACAUGUAUCAACUGGAGUACGACAGCAAGGCUGCAGUUGCAGCAGCUCUGGCCGGGCUCGUUGCGGGGCCGCUGACGGCGGCAGAGGCCAAGGCAGCGGAGCCAGAUACCGACGUACGCGGCGGCGGUUGUUCGCGGCGGGAUCCAUGCGGGGCGGCAGUGCUUGCCGAGGUGACACGUCAGGGAGGGGUCGCUGCCAAGCGCCUCCCUGACCUUUGCACGGCGUACCUGUCUGUGUGGAUGCUGUCGCCGUACCUGGAGGACGAGCAAGCGGACGAGGCACUGGGAGCGCUGACUGAGGACAUGGUGGCGUUUUGAGUGCCGUACCCCGGAGGAGGAAUUAUUAACGCUUAAUAUCACACCUUUGGAACCACGCCGCUUCAGAAGUUGUGCAGAAGGAUUCCCCAGUAUUUGCGUUAUGUUAUGCAAUCUGGCUGCUUUCCGACUAUAAAAUCGUUCUCGCCCGAAUCACAGCCGUUACGGUGAUUUGCGUGAGGGUUCUAGCUGCCCUGGGUUUUCAAACCGCUCUACUAUCUCCUGGGCGCAGCUACGCGUCGCAGUAGCGAGCAAGCAAAGCUCUUGCCUGUGGGCAGACGGGGACAGCCGUAGCUCCUGACUUGAAUGGAUUGGGGUUGUUCAGCCUGGCUAAUGUGUUGUUCUUGCGCACACUCUUGACGUGCGACACAGAUGGCCAUGUUACUGCCUUGCCAUCCGUCAAUGGUAUGCAAUGUCCUAAUCGUUGCAAGACAGGCCCAGUCUAACAGAGAAACUGUCUGGUUCUCACUGUAGAUAGUUAACCGAUUUAACCGCAUUAAUG